This is a messenger RNA of Branchiostoma floridae (Florida lancelet), 2162 nucleotides long. RefSeq names its product kelch-like protein 20. The transcript has 4 exons. Lineage: Eukaryota; Metazoa; Chordata; Leptocardii; Amphioxiformes; Branchiostomatidae. Gene Ontology annotation, molecular function: protein binding. The record is from RefSeq and is a predicted model, not a curated record. Bases 1 to 1425 code for a protein of 474 amino acids.
AUGGACACAGUGCAGCCCCUGUACCAGGCAGCUGACCUCCUCCAACUGGACUAUGUGAGAGAUACCUGCAAAAGCUGCAUGGCCAUGAACGUGGAGCGCUCCACCUGUGUGGACCUGCAGCUGUACAAGUUUGCUGAUGUCUUCUCAGUGGACAAUGUCUUGAAACGUUGCCUGGAGUUGAUCCAUAGAAACUUUGUUGAGGUUGCCUCUAGCGAGGAGUUUUGCAGCCUGAGUGUGAAUCAGCUGACUGAGAUCAUCAGCCAUGAUGAGCUGGGUGUUACAGAGGAGAUAACAGUGUGGGAGGCUGUGGUGAGAUGGGUGCAGCAUAGUAAGAAGGAGAGACUGCACCACCUACCCAGCAUCCUGCCUCACAUCCGCUUCGACCUGCUAACCUCAGACGAUACGGCAGCCAUCUUGGAACACCCCCUUGUAGGGGAGGAUCCUGGGAUUUGUAAGGUCAUCAGGAAUGUGCUACAGAAAGGGAAUCCCAUCCUGAAGCCGAGGCAUGGGGUUACCAUGGAGAUGGCUCUGCUAUACAAGAUAGAGCACAGUUCCAAUGAGAUCCUCUUCAUGAACCCUCGGGAAGGGAAGUACAUCAGCUGCAGUUACAAAGAUGAACCAUUUGCUGGUUACUCAGCCACCACAGUCACCAGUGAUAACAACAUUUACAUCCUGGAAACAAAGAAAGAAUCAGACGAAGAGGAACAGCUUUCCCUCUUUAAGUACAAUCAUGUAAAGAAUGUUUGGGAGCUUACAGGUUUGUCCUCAGCAUCCAGGGAACCGGGAACCCACAUCAAGUACCUUUUCGAAAUUGAUCAGAUUUUGUAUUACAUGCGUGAUUAUUACACUCCAUCACGAAAAGUUCGGUUGAGAAAGUACAAUCAGCACACAAACCAUUGGCAGGAGUGUGCACAGCUACAACUUGAAGAAAGUACGCAACACGGUGACUGUGCAGCAUUGUCCUGUGGGCCACACCUCUAUUUCCUUACAAGCACGGAAGUAUAUCGCUACGACCCAACGGAGGACAGGUGGAGCAAGCGGACCGCACCAGGGAUCAUUCAUCAAGUCCAUUCAGCUGUUGCCAUGGGAACAGAGAUUUUCUGUACAGAUCUCUACUUCGAUAAUACCAUCGUGUACGACACAGAGUCAGACUGCUGGCAGAAACUGCAAGGUAGGGAGUUGCAUCCCCCUGAACUCGACUAUAUGGAUGUUGAUCCUAGUCUUUUCGCAAUGGAGAACCAGCUGCACAUAUUCUUAAGAUAUACCAGUGACUUCGAAGAAGACAAAUAUCGGGUAUAUGUGUUUGACAGGUCUGCUGAUUCCUGGAGAGACUUGAAGGCCACUCUGCCCAAUGAGAGUUAUAUACCGCGUGCCUGCUAUUGCCCUGUUGCACGCAUUAGUCUACCAUAUAUUAAGAAUACAUGAAAACAUCAUAUCGUUCCAGUGUUUAUGAGCAGGACAAGGUACCAUGCAAAACCAAUAAACGACAAUGGGACAGCUGUCAUAUUAGAUUUCAUUGGUUGGCAAGACAGCUUUCGGGAACGAAAAGUAGAGUAGAAAAGAUCGAAAUACACAAAAGGUAAUAAAUCAAUAAUCAUCAUACUUUUUGUGUAUUUCUUAAUAAAUUUCAGUUUCCGCAAAUAUCCCUGCCGAGCCAAGGUUUGUAAAUGUGACCGAAGCAUAAAUUGGCACCCAUGCUAAGACAUAUACCCUCUGUGAAGCCUUCGCAAUCAUUGCACACGUACUUAAACGGAAGUGUUCUGCCUGUACAUUUGAUACGCUAUUUGUGGGGUGUAAUAUUUUAUAUGUUGAUCACUUAACAGUUAUGCUAUUAUUAAUUUUCACUAAAGAAGCCAGUUGUGAAGUUACAUAUAUUAGAUCCUUCCUAUUUUUCCUGCUGUAUGCGACCAGUUUCGUAACUUAUUGUGUCAUGGCCUGACUAAGCUGCACUUCUGGAAGCCCCUUACUGGUCAGGCUCGUUAGGAUUCCAUAGAGCCCUGGACAUUGACAAUUUUUUCAACACAGUCUAUAUGCUGUUUUUGUUAACAGUAACUGAAUAAGUCAAAUAGCAUCAUAUUAUUUCAUUUAGAUUACGCCAGUUGACAUGUUUCCAAAAUGUAUCGUUUUGUGUCAUUUUUUAAAACAAUAAACACUUACUGAUG